Messenger RNA from Eutrema salsugineum, 444 nucleotides. RefSeq lists its product as uncharacterized. Lineage: Eukaryota; Viridiplantae; Streptophyta; Magnoliopsida; Brassicales; Brassicaceae. Bases 55 to 327 code for a protein of 90 amino acids. The transcript has 3 exons. The record is from RefSeq and is a predicted model, not a curated record.
CUUCAACAAAAACCUUUUAGACACAAGUGUGGAAAACCCUAGUGACGAUCAACGAUGACGCAGAAGAGCAAUCAGUUCAAAGGCCAACAGAAGAGGAAGGCUGUUGCCCUAAAUCGCCAUGGAAAAUCCGUUCAGACUCGUAAAGGGAAGAGAAAUGUGAAACCAUCAAAGACAACGAAAGAGUUAGACACCGAUCGGGAGCUUACGAAAUUCAUAAACCAUUGCAAUGAAGUGAAAGCAGCCAAUGCGGCUUGCAAAGAAGGUGGUCAACUUAAUAUCCUCAAAGCCGAAUCUCAAGCUGAACCAUCCAAGAAAUCCGCCAAAUAGAGGAAUCUGUUUUUUUUUUUUUCCUUCCAUUGUCUCACUUUUUGUAUUUCUUACAGCAAACAAUCAACCGGUUUUGUCUUCGAAUCAGUUAUAAUGUUAUUGUUCCCAGUUUUGUCA